AGCCACCAGAAUGACUUGGCAGUCUCUGGUAGAGAAUAAUAAGAAUCCAUUUAUUUUGGCUUCUUGCGGGAGAUCACAACAUUCAGACUGUUGUAUUCACUCUGUGGCAUUGCAGAAUUCUUCUGAGGCAGCUGAAACUUGAUUGGGAAAAGCUGCAUCAUGGAAAAAAAAACCCAAACAAACAACUGUUUGAGAAGCAAAGUUCUUGAUCGUGUCAAAACCAGAAUUCUGGGCAGUGUGUGAAGUCUGAGCCAUUGUGCACACAGAGGCUGAGGUGCAGCUGUCCAGCUUUGGGCUGGGAUGCUGAGCAGAACCUCUGGCCAGGCGUGGGUGACCACCUGAAGCUGGAAUGGCUGAACCAGUUUCAGGAGCUGGUUUGGCUGGGUGUGCCUGCAUUGCAGUGCUGCAGUGCCAGUGUUUGGUAAGUGCUUGAGCUCAGAAAGGAGCAGCCAUGGGUUCAGGCUGAGUGCAGGUGCUGGUUCACUCCUGGUCCUGCUCCUGAUGUCUCUGAUUCCUCCUUAGAACAGGGCACUGCUUGGGGCUGAGGUGGGGUUCCCUUUAUUCCCAGUGUCUGCCAGGGGCUGUGUUUGGGUUUGUGCUGAGCACAGUGAUGAUCUUACAGAGCUGUUUUUGUUACUGCUGAGCAGGGCUGACAGAGCUGAGGCCUUUUUGCUUGGGGGGUGAGAAAAUGGGAUGAGACAGCUGAGCCCAAGGGGCCAAAUGGGUGGCCUGGGCCAUUUGGCAGCAUGCUCAGCAUGCACAGCCUGCAGGGCUGGUGCUGGUCCUGCUCUGCCAGAGCUGCCUGAGCACACCCACUGCCCGCUGGAGAAGUUCCUGCUUCUCUUUGCUUUUCACACAUGGCUUUUGCUGUUCCUGUUAGAAUGACUUUGUCUCAUGCCAUGAGCAUGAGCCUUGGGAUUCUGUCCCAGUCCUGCUUGGUGGGCAGUGAGCAAGUGUUGACAAAGCUUUUUUUUUUUGACUUAGAGAUGGGGCAACUGAGAGAUGUUUUUAAAACUUUUGUUUUAUAUUUAGUUUCAUGAAAAGGGUGAGACAAUAUAGAUGUUAUAAUUCAUGCCAUCACAAUCAGAAGUUAACUAUUUAUUAAUCACAGUAAGCAUUUCUUGGCUAAUCAGCUUUAGCUACACUAUGCUGUAAAUGCUUUAAUCAUCUAAAAUUACUUUUUGUGGGUCUUACUACAAUGUAUUUUUUAUAGUUCUAUUUUUAAACAUUUAGUCUUUUUUGUGAGGCUAUCUUUUGAAACUUUUUCUAGUUCAAUUUCUCUCUCAACAAUAUCUGCCUUAUUCUAUGGUAUUUCUAAGUUAGUAUUUCUUAUUUUAAAGUUUGCAGACAUGUAUACUGUGUGAAGUUUUUGUUCGUUUUUGAGAAUUUUCUACAAAUCCAUUUCCCUGUGUGGGUUUGGCUGUGGCUGUGGGCUGAGGAUGGAAUUGUUCAGCUCAGAGAGAGCAGCUGAGCUCUGAACUGAACAGGUCCAGCAUCAGUCCUACCCUGGUAGUGAGAGCUCAUUCUGAGAACACUCUAUCCUUGGCAACUCUUUUUGUUUUUUCCUGUGCUUCAUUAACAGUACAAAAAUAUAAUAGAACAAGUUAAUAUGUAACAGUUAGUACAGAGGAUUGAUUGUUUAAGUACUUGGGAGAAGCUACAUCAAGAUUUUUAUGUUUUAUGUGACAGCUGAUUACUCUAAAUGAGAUUCUUUCCAUAGGCCUGCACUGACAACAACAGCUUUUGGAAAUAUUACAUGAAAAAAAAUGAACAGAAACUGAGCUUUGGUGGAUACACACAGUUCUGAAGACAUUUAAAGCAAGGAGUAAAGAGGUAGCAAGGGCUCAGGGGUUACCAGCACUCAGCUUGGUUCUGCUCUCCUGUUCUGCUUGCCAGCUGUACUCCCUGCUGCCACCAGCUGUGAUCUCACUCUGGACAAGGCUCUCAGGGUGGUAUUCCUGUCUGACAGAAAUAAUACCAAAAUCGUUGUUUAGUUCCUGCUCCUUCAGGACUUCGAGUCCUUCAUGGCUUGUUCAAUUUAGGUCUAAGCCAAAAAUAGAUUUACUACAUGUAAGUAAGCAAAAUUAUGCUUAGAAUAAUUGCAAUAGUUGGGAGUUUGGUUUCCUGUAUUUGUGAGACCAUCAUUAACUGCUUUGACAAAAAGAAGAAGUUAAUUAAAGAUAAUCAGUGCUACUGGUGAUGAUGAUGAUGAUAGAGAAAAAAUACUGAGCAUAUUGGAGGCAAAUUAUUUGACAACAGUCUGUACUAAAAAAUGUACUAAGAAUAUUUCCUGACUGGCUGAGGAGAAAAAAUCUUGGAGAAAGAAAAUAGUGUUUUGUUUUCCUCCAUAAAAACAGAGUAAUUUCUGAGAUGGUGUGCUGGUUUUAUAUUGGAUGGCUGGCUGCCUGAGGUGUGGCCUGGAGGAAAGGAGGAAGGGGAACUGACACACACACACUGUAGUGUGAAACACAAUGCAUUAUUUAGUUUAGACAUUCCUUGGAGUAUUUGGAAAGGAGAGCACUUUUGAGAAUGCUGAUUUCUAAUUUUUGGAGUAUUUGGAAAAGAGAGCACUUCUGAGAAUGCUGAUUUCUAGUUUUCAGGGUAUUUGUAAAGGAGGGUGCUUCUGAGAAUGCUGAUUUCUCAUUUUUGGCUGAGCAAAACACAAGGAAGGAAAGCACCUUCCAGGGUAUGUCAGAUGCCAGAGUUUCAGGGCAGGACCGUGGCAGGAGCAGCUGUGCUGAGCUCAGCCUCAGUGCCAUGGUGCAGCUGCUGGGGGUGUUUGUGUGCGGAUGAAGGGGUGAAAUGUCCCAGUCACUGCUGCUCCUCAUCAUCCAGGGCACACCAAGGGGCAGCACACCACCCCACGUCACAUCUGGUGGCACCAAUUUUCUGUACCCCACCAGGGGAAUGGCCAGAAUGGAAUGCAAACCAUUCUGAGCCUUGCAGUCACAGGGAAAGUCAGACUGAAUGUUUGGAAUCUCUUCCACAGGAAAUAUUUUCCUGAGGAAGUCUGGGACUGGCAUGGCAGGAACACACAUGUGUCCCUGUACUGCUUCAAGCAAACAUUUUGUUUUCAUAGCUGUGACAAGCUCAGUGUGGAAUCUUAACCUUCCUAAAGACUGAGAUGCUUUCUGAUUAAUGUAUUUAGCCUAACACCAUUUGCAUAUCACUUGAAAGUGUAUGUGGUCUUGAGACACUGAAAUAAUGAUAUUUUCAUCACUAUCAUCUUGUUUUGGCAAGGAAGAAUACCAUAUUUGAGAUUUUUGAUUUUAUCAUGUAUUCAUGAAUACAUCUUAGGCAUAAAUGCCCUAGACCUAAAGUCAUUAUUUUUCUUUUUGUUGGUUGGUUUUGUUGUUGUUCCAUGGCUAGAAAUCAGUCUGGCCAAGGUCUUGUGUUUAAAACAAGCAAAUGUCCUGUAUUCAACAUUUCACACAAGUGGUAGUAUGCAAUGAAUUUAAAGCAAAUGCAAACAUGUGUUAGGUUGAUUUUCCCAAGAGUUAAAAAUGUGAGAAAGAGCACAUCAAAAAUUAUGAUGUGCAACAUUCUGGCUGUUUAAUUUAAAAACACAUUCCAAGCAAACUAUUUUUAAGGAAAAGUAAACACAAUAACUUCUCAUAAUGAAAUGAAGCUCUUCCCUGGUUCUUCCAGUGUAUUUGUGAAACAAAAUGUAGAGCUCCUUGUUUUGGAAAGGAGAGAAAAAAAGCUACCCUAACCCUAAUCAUUUCCCAACAGAGACUGAAAAGCAGAAUUACUGAGAUACAGUUUCUAGAUUUACUCACUUUAUACAACAAGCAAAGGGAAGAGGAACAACAACAGCAAAAUGUAAAAAGUCUGAAAAACCUUUGGAAAAGACAAUAACCAGAGUUUCAGAUAUGGAUGCAGGCAGAAGCAGGUUUUAAUUAUGCCAUUGUUAGGAAAACUGCAGAAAGGUUUGUCAGGUUGCACUUCAUUGUAGCCUUGUCUAUCACCUUUUGUUGCCAGGCUCCAAAAUGAGGUAGAUAAGUGAAGUUUUUGCAUAACAGUUGUAAAAUAUUGUCACUAAGCCACCCCCACACACCCAUUUUAUUUCACACUGACAAAAGCUGAGAUGAAUGAGUUGUCUGGCCCUUCCCACUGUGUAUAGUCAUUGGCUGGCUUGGUUCUAAAAGGGAUUUUAAAAAGGGGAAUAAUGUGCCUUUGCCCAGGAUCUGAGGCUGUCAGGGUGCUGAAAAGCUGAUCUGUGACCAUGCAGAUCCCUUGGGCUGUGUGUGCUGUCUGUGUCCUGACACAAAUCACAUCUCACUCUGUGCAAGGGUGGCAGAUGUUUAAAAAUGAUGCUACAGAAAUCAUUCCUGAGAUCACUGAAAAUACAGAAACACCAGUGGAACCGACUUUCAGCAACAACAACACCAUGAAUCAGGCAAAACAUGGAGGAAGACACAUACAACAAGCUCCAGACCUUAAUGAUGCCGCCUUCAGCUGCCGGGAGGUGCGCACCACGCGGUUCCUGACGGACGGGCCGUGCCGCAGCCUGAAGCCGGUGAAGGAGCUGCUGUGCUCGGGCCAGUGCGAGCCCUCGCACCUCCUGCCCAACUCCAUCGGCCGCGGCAAGUGGUGGCGGCAGGGCGCGCUGGAUUUCCGCUGCAUCCCCGCGCACAGCCGCACCCAGCGCGUCCCCAUGGCCUGUCCGCAGCAGGAGACGCGGACUUACAAAUUCCGAGCGGCCACGUCCUGCAAGUGCAAGCGCUACACCCGCUACCACAACCAGUCCGAGCUCAAGGACUUCGGCAAGGAGAGCGCCCGGCCCCAGAAGAACAAGAAGCCGCAUCUCGGCCGAGCCAGGAGCGGCAAAUCCAACCAGCCCGAGCUGGAAAACGCUUAUUAGCGGCUGGCUCGGACACGGACUGCGGCUCCGGAUGGUUUCGGAACCGUCCAAAGGCUCUCAGAGGCCACAGCGCGAUGUUCUGACUGCAGUAGGUUCCAGUUCCUUCUGCUAAGCUGGGUCAAAGGCUCACAUAGGCAAAAAUCGAUCGGAUUGUAGCACUUCUGGUCUGAUAAGAGAAUGAGACAAAGGCAGCUGGAGGCACCCCUUGAGGUCCGUGGCAGUUUGUUCGUGUGUCCUGCACCAGGAGGAAGGCAGAGGAGAGUGAAGCUGUUGUGGGGACAAUCACGCUUUGCUAGGAAUCGUUCCGCUCUCUUGAUGUGAAAAGAAUAUUGAGAUCCCUUUCCAGGACAAGGAUGCAGGGUCAGCACUCUCUGAAGGAGCCCUAAAAGUUUGGGGUAGCAGGGAUUUCAAGUUGUGGUGAAUGAAGUCAAAUUGUUGGGAAAUUAACACACUAUCAGAUGUCCUCAUGCACCAGGUGUUUCCUCUCAAACACAGAAAUCAAAAUAUUACACUGGUGUUCUCAAAAGAGAAGUAUUUCAUGCUAAUCCAUUUCAUACUUUCUACAAAUCUAUUUCAUACUUUUAAUAAAAAGAUUAUGGGGUCGACAAAUUCAAAACUGAUAUUUGGCUACUAAAACCAUAUUGAUUUAAGAACAAUGAUUUGUUUUAGGGACAAUUCAACAAAUCCUCCUAAGUGGAGUAGAUUUAUGAAAAAAGAUGCUCCUCUCAAACCAGAUAACCUCACUGAUGUUUGUCCUGUAAACAGCUAACAUUAUACAUAGUUUAACAUAGAAUAUACUGAUUAUUCCUUAUUUCCUAGAACAUGUUUGACUUUAAUAUCAGCUUAGAUACAUCCAUUUACAUUUUCUGUUCUGUAGAGUUUGGAGUAUCUGGCCACACUCUGUAGCACUAAAACUGUGCAAGCCAAGCUCUGUCAGUAAGGUGGUGGUUCUGCAUUAAAAGUGAGCCUCUGCUAAGUCAUGAAUUCCUCUAGAAAAAUCUUUAGGAUUUGCAGCUUUGAUAAGUCUUUAGUUUGGCAGCAACUUUCCUUUACUUAGCUUCUCAACACUCAGACUAAUGUUUGUGUUUUUACAUUAAAGGAUAUUGUUAGAAAGUUAAUUGUCACAUACUGUAUACGUCCUGUAGAAUUUAUGCUGAAAUAAUAUAAACUGUGGAAAUUUGAAAUGUUGAUAGAUUUUUCAGUUAUUUUAUGUGGGACCAGAACCUAGAGAGAAAAGGUAUCAUUUCAGAGAGUGAAUUACGUAUUUAUUUUUUUUCCAGAAAAUUAUUUAUGCAAUGUUUUAACUUGUAGAGAACAAGAAGUAAUACUGCUUUAAAAAUAUUUGUCUGUUAUUUUUAAUUUUAAAUACAUUGUUAAUAAAGUAGAAACAAUAAUUAA
Messenger RNA from Taeniopygia guttata (zebra finch), 6262 nucleotides. It is a transcript of the gene SOST, whose product is annotated as sclerostin. Gene Ontology annotation, molecular function: BMP binding. NCBI's taxonomy places the organism in Eukaryota, Metazoa, Chordata, Aves, Passeriformes, Estrildidae. The record is from RefSeq and is a predicted model, not a curated record. Gene Ontology annotation, biological process: ossification; negative regulation of Wnt signaling pathway; negative regulation of BMP signaling pathway.